UACGGUGAGUGCCAACCAGCGCUACCAGCGAUCGAUGUCACUAAUUGUCCUAAGAAGCAGUGCUUCGAAGAGUUGGGCUGUUUUUCCAGCCAAUCGUUUGUGAAAGAAGUGAAACAAGUGUUAACUUCAGGCGAUGCCGUCUCUUCAAUCAAGUCGGCCACCGCUCUCAACCAACUUCUAUCCAUAUGUCCCAUACAUCCCGCAACUAUGAACGCCACUCUACUAUUAUUUACGCCAACAUCUACUAAAGUGCAAUCGUUUGCCGCGUACAAGACAGAUAUGGAUCAGUUUAAGGCCAGCGCUUACUCGUCGCAAAGACCCACCGCUUUCAUAGUACACGGAUAUACCGAUUACUAUGAGGAGUGCGAUGGCCAGGGAAGGUGCGCCUGGAUGGCUAACAUCAAGAACUAUUUUCUAUCCCAAAAAUACAACGUGAUAGCCGUGGACUGGAAAUCUCCGGCCUCUGCCAUCAAUUACUUUGACGCGGCGUUCAAUACGCAGAUUGUGGGCGCAAUCGUCGCCCGAUUUAUUGAAAAACUGAUGGCAACGGCGGCCACCAAUCCCUAUGAUAUACAUCUGGUGGGUCCCAGUCUCGGGGCACAAGUCUGUGGCUUUAUGGGCAAAAGUGUUCAAUUGAUAACGAAUGGUAAGUCAAAAGUUGGACACAUCACUGGCUUAGAUCCGGCCGGACCUGGAUUUACGGGCAAACGACUGGAUCCCGGAGACGCCAAUCUGGUCACUGUUAUUCACACCAGCGCUGGCAGUGGUCAGCGCGGCUGCGAAAAAAUAUCGGCCGAGUUGGCCAAAGAGAUGGGGACCUCAGGAUUCAAU
Messenger RNA from Medioppia subpectinata, 831 nucleotides. Lineage: Eukaryota; Metazoa; Arthropoda; Arachnida; Sarcoptiformes; Oppiidae. The record is from the annotation of a GenBank genome assembly.